AUGACUGUCAAGCGAACACUUGAUAUCACGACUUACAAAGGCAACAUUAUAAAUGGCGAGUUCGUGGCAACGGCAGAGACUCGACGCGCAAUAGAUCCCGCCACCGAAGAACCGUUAUUUGCCGCCCCCCUCGCAACAAAAGAAGAUCUCGAUAAUGCAAUCAAGCACGCUCGCAAUGCCUUCAAGACGUGGUCGAAAACAACGUUUGAUGAGCGCUCCAAGCUCAUGCUCGCCUACGCCGAUGCGAUAGAGGCUCAUCGUGAAGAACUCGAGAAGCUCGAUACGUUGGAGUCUGGAAAGCCUCUCCUCGUCUCCAAGAGGGAGUUUGAUAACGUGCUGGAAUGGCUGCGGACCUUUGCCACCAUGGAGCUCAAGGACGAGGUCCUUGACGAGAACGACGAGCGCACCAUCUACGGAACGUACAACCCCGUGGGUGUCGUCGCCGCCAUUGUGCCCUGGAACUGGCCCGCCCUUCUCGGCCUGGGCAAGGUUGGACCUGCGCUGAUGACUGGAAACACCGUCAUCAUGAAGCCCUCGCCCUACACGCCUUACACAGACCUGAAGCUGGGCGAGUUGGCAAUGUCCAUCUACCCACCAGGCGUCUUUCAAGUCCUCAGCGGCGAUGAUGCCCUCGGCCCCUGGAUAACAGAGCACCCGGGCGUCGACGCCGUCACCUUCACCGGCUCGGUUCGCACCGGCAAGCUCGUUGCCGCAAGCUGCGCAAAGACAUUGAAGCGAUGCGUCCUCGAGCUAGGCGGCAACGACGCCCUCAUCGUCUGCCAGGACGUAGACAUCCCCAAGUGUCUGCCCAAGAUUGCCACGCUCUCGUUUAUCAAUGCGGGACAGAUUUGCAUGCUCGCGAAGCGCAUCUAUGUGCACGAAGCCAUAUACGACCAGUUCAAGGAGGCUCUGGUCCAGUUUACCAAGGAGCAUGUCAAGAAUGGCGGCGGACUAGAGCCUGGCGUCAUGGUCGGGCCAGUCCAGAAUAAGAUGCAGUAUGAACUUCUCAAGGACAUGUAUCAAGACGUCAAGGACUGCGGAUAUCAAGUCGCCCUCGGCGGAAGCAUCCCCAACUCAAACAAGGGCUACUUCGCCGAGCCCACCAUUGUCGACAACCCGCCCGACAACGCGCGCAUCGUCGUCGAAGAGCCCUUUGGCCCCAUCGUGCCGAUCCAGAAGUGGUCCUCAGACGACGAGGUCGUCGAGCGCGCAAACAGCCUCAGGCUCGGCUUGGGAGCGUCGGUCUGGGCCAAGGACCUAGUGCGUGCCGAGAAGAUGGGGCGCCAGCUCACGGCGGGAAGCGUCUGGAUAAACUCGCAUUUCGACGUGGCACCGGAUGUCCCGUUUGGAGGCACCAAAGAGAGCGGAAUUGGAAGAGAAUGGGGGUUGGAAGGGUUCAAGGAGUUUACAGACCGGACGAGUCUGUGGGUGUGGAAGAAGAUUUUCGACUAA
This is a messenger RNA of Trichoderma asperellum CBS 433.97, 1452 nucleotides long. RefSeq lists its product as uncharacterized. Lineage: Eukaryota; Fungi; Ascomycota; Sordariomycetes; Hypocreales; Hypocreaceae. Gene Ontology annotation, molecular function: aldehyde dehydrogenase (NAD+) activity. The record is from RefSeq and is a predicted model, not a curated record.